This is a messenger RNA of Zygotorulaspora mrakii, 834 nucleotides long. It is a transcript of the gene RBP95, whose product is annotated as RNA-binding ribosome assembly factor RBP95. The transcript has a single exon. The record is from RefSeq and is a predicted model, not a curated record. Lineage: Eukaryota; Fungi; Ascomycota; Saccharomycetes; Saccharomycetales; Saccharomycetaceae. Bases 1 to 834 code for a protein of 277 amino acids.
AUGACUGAUCAACACAUACCGGCUUGGCAAAGGAUUGUGAUAAAACAGCAGCAGGGCAAAACUGAAGACAACGACUUUAUAGAUGAAGAUCCUCUGAACGUAACCACCCAUUUAGCAACUGGAACAUUGACGAAGAAGGAAAAGAAGCGUAUCAUAAAUGGUAGGAGUCUGGAAACGAGCAAAAAAAUCACGAAGAAAAAAGCUGAUGCUAACAGGAGAAGAGAUAAAUUGACCAAAGAAGAAAGAGAAGACAAAAGAGCAAAGACGGUUUUGAAGGAUCAACUACGUUACCUGAUCGAAUUCCACUUGCAUAAAAUCUCAGAUGAAAUACCAAAAGAAUUGCAUGCUCUACCCAAUGUUCAAAGUAAUUACCCCAAACAUAUGUUAGAUGACAGAAAAAAGAAAGAUACAGUCAUCGAGAUCUGGAAAUUCUCAAAACAAAAGCAAAACUGGUUAAUUAAGCAUUUUUUUACUAUUUCAGAAAUUCCAGUUGAAUAUGAUGAUAUUUUAAUGAAUUAUUUUGCAGAUUUAAAGAGUGACUUCCUGAGAAAUAGCUUAACAAGUAAAUGUUGGGAUAAGGUCAAGGAGUGGAACGACUUUGCAGAAAAAGAAGAAGAAAAUAUCAAACAUAUUGUUGAAGCUGACGAAAAGGAAGACAGCACAGAAGAACAGAAAAAUGAAAGUGACGGAAAGAAAGAGCAAAAAUCUGAUGCUGAGAAAGAAGAACUAAUAGUACCCCCAAACAAAGAUAUCGUAUCGCGAUGCGUGAAGCUGCUUGGGAUUUGGAAACUUGACGAGAAAGAUGGCAAGUUAAUUGAAUUAAAGAAUUUCUAA